Tachysurus fulvidraco (yellow catfish) is the source of this 2903-nucleotide messenger RNA. Its product is annotated as aryl-hydrocarbon-interacting protein-like 1. Gene Ontology annotation, molecular function: peptidyl-prolyl cis-trans isomerase activity; protein binding. The transcript is spliced from 8 exons. Lineage: Eukaryota; Metazoa; Chordata; Actinopteri; Siluriformes; Bagridae. Bases 668 to 2380 code for a protein of 570 amino acids. The record is from RefSeq and is a predicted model, not a curated record.
GGAGCUGUCUAUAUCUACCAUAGUGAAACACCGAGCGAAGUUAGAAAAAGAACGUUGGGUUACUUAACGUAAUCCCUGGUUCUUUGAUAACAGAGUGAGGUGUUUCACCAGCACUUCCCUCCUUGCACUUGGACGGGAAGAAAUCUCGUUAAUGAUGUAGACAGGGGUCGACCUGGCUGAUAUAGGCAAGGCGGAGUCUGGUUGCAGGUUGACCUGUCUGUCAAAGACAGACAUGGUGUCAUAAGAGCUUCCGUAGUUGAAACAUUUCCCAUAGUUGAAACACUUCCCAUAGUGAAACACCUCACUCUGUUAUCAAAGAACCGGGGAUUAUGUUAAGUAACCCAACGUUUUAUAGACUUUGGAGAAUUGUUGACUUCUGGAAGGAAAUUAAACUCCUGCUUUCUGAGUUAGUUACUUAGUUUAUUUUGUUACCCAAGCUUGUACUUGUUCCUGGGGAUUACACUUGGGUCUUAGGGGAUUAUCUAAGACAGAUAAAAGUGGCCAUCCUUGACUUGCUAAUCCUGCCUUCUGUCAGAAAGCAGCCUGCUGUUUCAGGCUGAGUGCAGAGGACAUAACAGAGGCACAUACACUUACCUGUACUUAUUCUGACUUUUUUCACUUUUUUGAGUACUUUCCAUGGUCUAUUGCAUACAAAAAUAUAUAAGAAAUGGACAAAACAUCUAUCCAUCCUGGAGUCAAAAAAACUAUUCUCCAUGGUGGGCAGGGACGUCUACCUCAAUUUCCAAAUGGUACUAAGCUGGUGUUCUAUUUCAAGACACUACUGGACAAUUUUGAAAGGACAGUUAUAGACGACAGUCACAAAAAUAAGCAGCCAACAGAAAUUUUUGUGGGAAAAAUGUUCAAGAUGGAAGUCUGGGAGGUGCUAUUAACCUCCAUGAGGGUUGGCGAGGUGGCACAGUUUUGGUGUGAUGCUAGUCACACAGGUCUCUAUCCCAUUGUUGCCAAAGGGAUACGUUUGGCUGCACAGGGCAAAGACCCACUGGAAGGCCAAAAGCACAUGUGUGGUGUGGGUAAUGUGUUCACCUACCAUUCCACAGGCUUUCCUGAGCUCGAUGAACUGCUAAGAGAACCACAGCCUUUAAUCUUCAUCAUGGAGCUAAUCUCGGUAGGUGAGCCAUUCUCUUACCUUCAUGAGUCUUGGCUCAUGGAGAAAGAUGAGAAGAUGCAGCUUGUGCCCACCCUUCACCAUGAAGGUAACACACUUGUCAAGAAGAACUGUUACCGUGAAGCAUCUGAGAAAUACAAGGAGGCCGUGUUGCUGUUACGCACCAUCCAGUCAAGGGAGAUGCCAGGAGAUGAGGACUAUAUUAAGCUGAGCAAGCUUAUUAUGCCUCUGGUUCUCAAUUACUGCCAGUGCAUGCUAGAGCUUGAGGAAUACUAUGAAGUAAUAGAGCAUACCACAGAACUUAUUGAGAAGCAUAAAGACAGUGUAAAGGCUUACUAUAAGCGAGCCAAAGCUUAUGCUGCUGUCUGGAGUGAGAAGGAAGCUAAACGGGACUUCCUGAUGGUGGCCAAAUUGGACAUGACUCUGGUUAGGCUAGUUCAGAAAGAACUGAAACUUCUCUCAGAAACAAUAAAGGAAAAACACUGGGAGGACAAAGAGAAAUACUGGAACAUAUUUGAGAAGAAAAUCAGUGAUGAUGAGAAGAUGACUGAAGAAAAAAAAAAAGGAUGUGCAGCAAUGCAAGAUGAAAACUUGCAUUUUUUUCAGCCAAUGGUCCAAGAGGAGCAGGAACAUGACACAAAAUUGAAAGAGACAAAAAUCGAUCAGCAAACUGCUGCUCCAGUUGCAGGCAUGGAUCGGCAGCAGUUGUUACGGCUGAUUAUGCUGCUCCAGGAUGAAGGGAGUUUCUACAUUAAAAAGCAGCAUUUCACUGAUGCCAUGGUUAAAUUUAGAAAUGCCCUGGAGUAUGUAGACUAUCUUCAAACCAAGGAGAUAGACUAUAAAGGAGAGGACUGGGAAUCUCUGGAGAAAGUGCGUCUACCACUCACCCUUAACCUGAGCCAAUGCCUGUUUGAACUUGGGGAAUACCAAGAGGUGGUCAAACUCAAUACCCAACUACUAAAAAAUCACAGAGAUAAUAUAAAAGCCAUCUAUCAACGUGCUCGUGCCUAUUCAGCCUUGUGCGACAAAGAAAAAGCAAGACAGGAUUUCUUCAGGGCAGAACAUCUUGAACUUAAGCUCAAACCCAUUGUCAAGCAGGAACUGAAAAAACUAUGUGAGAAUCUCCAGGCAAAACAUUUAAGUGAGAGCAAGAACUACUGGGUCAGCAGCCAAGGAGAAGUGGGAACAGAAAGCACAGACCAAUCGAGGCAACAGGAAGGAGCUGAAAUUGGCAGACAAGAGAAAAGCCACUAGAGAGAGCUAUGAAGAAGGAAAAGAAACUUAGGCAUCUUUAGUGAAGAGGAGAUUUCAGACAGCCAAGCAGGCAAUGAAGAUGAUAUAAAAUCAGCCAGAAGAAGAAUGGGGAGGAAAACAAACAGAACAAGACCGAAUACAAUUAGUAAGAUCAAGAAGGACUCUCAUUGGACACAGUGAUUAUUCUGAAUGUGGUGAGACCAAGAACAAUAGACAAUACAAAAAGAAUACAAAGAGAAACAAUAUCAAAAAACUGUCCAAAAAUAUGCAUCCUCUACAGACAAAGUGUAAUCUGUAAAACCUGUGUCCAGAAAUUCUAAACACAAACCAAAAAGAAAAACAUAUAUUCUCAUUCAUACAAGAAACACAGAAGACAUGGUAUAAAAAUACAAAUUUAUUUCUCUGUAUACAAUCAGUAGAAAGCAGCUAGUCAUUUCUUAAACGCUUUUCACAAACAGUAUUGUAUAAAUUAAUGUGAGUGGGAACUGGGUAGAGAAUAUUAUGCAAUAAUAAAGUAAUAAUC